Molecule: messenger RNA, 1185 nt
Organism: Miscanthus lutarioriparius
Lineage: Eukaryota; Viridiplantae; Streptophyta; Magnoliopsida; Poales; Poaceae
Source: the annotation of a GenBank genome assembly
AUGGCUGCUUCGGUCGCCACGGCUGCACCAACACUCUGCUCCAAGCCACGUAGUUUCCAAGCUCCAUCAGGCAGUCAGAGUCAGGCAUGGACAUCGGACGGGUAUAAAUCUCUGCAGGAUCACGUCGUGAUGAGCAUUGCAGAGACGCCGGCGUCGAAGAAGAUGGCUGCUCGAGGCGUCGCUCCCGUGCUUGCAGCAGCAAUGGUCGUUGCCGCAUUCGCCGCCGCCGCUACAAGUGUGCGAGCCAUCGGCGUGUGCUACGGCGUGAUAGGCAGCGGCCUCCCUUCCAAGAGCGACGUGGUGCAGCUCUACAAGUCCAACGGCAUCGCCAGCAUGCGCUUCUACUUCGCCGACCAGGACCUCCUCACCGCGCUGCGCGGCUCGGGCAUCGCCCUCGCCCUCGACGUCGGCAACGACAAGGUCGGUGAGCUCGCCUCCGACCCCGCCGCCGCCGCGUCCUGGGUCCGGGACAACGUGCAGGCCUACUACCCGGACGUGGACAUCCGGUACGUCGUGGUCGGGAACGAGGUCCCCGGCGCGGCGUCGGUGCUCCAGGCCAUGCAGAACGUGCACGCCGCGCUCGCGUCGGCCGGGCUCGCGGCCAGCGUCCGCGUGUCCACGGCGGUGAAGAUGGACGCGAUCGAGAAUUCCUCGCCGCCGUCUAGCGGCGUGUUCAAGGACCCCGCCGCGAUGUCGCCCAUCGUGCAGUUCCUGGCCAGCAACGGCGCGCCGCUGCUCGCUAACGUGUACCCCUACUUCGCGUACGAGUACAGCGAUGGCAUCGACCUCGACUACGCGCUGUUCCGGCCGAGCUCCACGACGGUGACGGACCCCGCCAACGGGCUGGUGUACACAAACCUCUUCGAUGCCAUGGUGGACGCCGUCCGUGCCGCGCUGGACAAGGCCGGCGGAGGCGGCGGCGGCGGCGUCGACGUCGUGGUGUCGGAGAGCGGGUGGCCGUCCGCCGACGGGAAGGGCGCCACUGUGGACAACGCGCGGACGUACAACCAGAACCUCAUCGACCAUGCUGGCAAGGGCACGCCGAGGAAGCCGGGGCCCAUGGAGGUGUACGUGUUCGCCAUGUUCAACGAGGACCAGAAGGACGGGGACCCCACGGAGAAGAAGUUUGGGCUCUUUAAUCCGGAUAAGACACCAGUUUACCAUAUUAAUUUCGCGGGAAAUUGA